AGCAAGCAACACAAAGGCAGCAUCUUAGUGAAUGGUGACGAACCAAAGAAAUUGUCAUUUGAACCUGAACCAAGUAGUUCAUCACAAGGGUAUGUCAACUUUUUUGUAUCCUUUAGCUACACGCAGCUGUGCAAAUAUUUCUGAUCUUAAUUUUGAACUUUGAGUCUUGGUAACAGUGUUAGGCAGUUGUUUAAAAGGAGAGUGAUACAUGUAGCUUGGCAACUGUAAUAGUCACACAUGAAAACUUUCUCAAGGAUUUCCUAGAUUAUUGCUGUGCCAUCACUGCUUGUGUGAUAGCAUGGACUACAGGCUCCUUGAAAAAAAUAAAUACCAGGAGUUUUGAGCCUACAGUUACUUUUCUGAAAUGACAAUGUGACUAUCACGAAGCUCGUCAACUGAAGCACUGAAAAGUCUAGAUUUGAAGUCACUGUCCACAAGAAGGUUUUUUCAUCGCUGCAUUGCAAUCCACAAGUGUCUUAUUGGAGAAACCGAUUUCAGCUUUAAUUUUACUAAAAGUCAAGCUGUUCAUUCAUAUAAUACAAGACGCUCUAAUGAUAUUCGCUUACCCCUACCCAGAACAAACUGGGGUAAACAAACUUUUAUUUUUCACGCCGCGAAAGACUGGAACAGCCUUCCAAAUGAUUUAAAAGAGUGUAAUAUUUUAUCUAUUUUUAAAUCCAAGUUAAAAACUUUUUUAAAAGAUCUCAGCUAAUUUUAAACCUUGAUGUUUUUUUUUUUGUAUAAUCGAUUUUAAGAUUUUAAAUUUUUAAAUUUGUUUUACUUGUAAACAUAUUUUACUUUUUUCGUAAUUAUUAAUUAAUUAGUUAGAUUAAUGCAUGAGGGCCCCACUGAAAACCGCCUUGGCGAGUUGGGCUCCCUCUAUAAAUAUUAUUAUUAUUAUUAUUAUUAUUAUUAUUAUCAAAAAAGUAACAGGCUUAUUGAGAAAUGGAGCAAGUUGGAAUAGACGAUUAUUAUUUAUUACAUCUGAAGGAACCUGAAUAAAAACUUUGCUGGAGACAUGAUGGUUACUGUCAAUUUUAUGGUUACCUAAGGUCUCCAGUGACAAAAAAAAUACCAGGAGUCUUAAGCCUACAGUUACUUUUCUGAAAUGACAACGUGACUGUCAAAAAAGUUACAGGCUUAUUGAGAAAUGUAGCAAGUUGGAAUAGACAAUUAUUGUUUAUUACAUCUGAAGGAACCUGAAUAAAGACUUUGCUGGAGACAUUAUGGUUGCUGUCAAUUUUAUGGUUACCUAAGGUCUCCGGUGACGAAAACAGACUGCUGUCAUUGUCAUCAUAUACAUGUACCAUAUUUUGUUGUCAAUGAGGUUCAUUUAACUGCAUUACACUUAGUAGACUUAUUACUUGACUAUACCCUUAGCUCUUCAGAGACACAGCCACAUCCAGGAGGUAAUCAUAAAGAACUAAAUUUGUCUUGGAAGAAAUUACACACUGGAAAAAGCAAAGGGACAAAUACCUUACUCGCUGGACCAAAGGUAAUAAACAACACUUUAUUUUAGAAGACAUAGUAUGGAAGUGGUGAAGGAGUCAUAGAACACCUUGCUUCCGUCACUGUUUGUUUGUUCCGUGGACAGUAUUUCACUUUACUUGCCAUCUACAUCCUUGUCAUCUCAGUCCCUGGUGUAAGUCUCUGAUGAUCUAAUCCUGGACUGUGCUCUUGAUUGAAAACUAUUAAGUACUAACAUGUUUUUCAGAAACGUAAUGCAUGGAUCUCAUCGUCUUUUGGUGGCUUUGGUGAAGAUUUAGUUUCACAAGGCAAGCCCAAGAAAUCAAGGCAACUGCAAGGUAGCCUUGACUCCUCUUUUAGUGUAGGUAAAUGAAUGGCAUCCUCUUGUAGUCAGUCACGUCACCAUUGUAUGUUAGCUAAGUUGUUCUUAUUAAGAGUUAUCCCACUGUUACAUUCACUCUAUUAAUUGAGCAGGUUACAGCCAGCCUGUUCAGAGAAAGGUCAGAAAAGAGGAAGAUCUUUGGUUGGACAAGUAUAGGCCAAAAUCAGAGGUACAGUAGAUUUAACCCUCAGUAUCACUCCUCAUGAUUUUGUUAUAUACAUGCAUGCACAUGUAUAUGGAAAAGUCAGGGUUUGUACGGGGUCUUGAAUUCUUAAAAAAUUCUUGAAAUGUGCCCAGCAAUUUUUCAGACCUGGAAAAAGUCUGGAAAACAGAGAUGAAGUCUUGAAAAAUGGUAAAACGUCUUGAGGGGUUUUUUUUUUUGAAAGCUCCAACAGGUGCUUUCUAAGUGAAAUUUUUUUGUUUGGUCAAAUCUUAUUCAAUCUUACCUGUACGUUUGCAGCGAAUCAUGAAAAAAGCUUUGUUCCUGCGUUUCUUUAACGUCUCUACUGGUCACCUACAAGUAUUUGAUAACUGUGAGUCUGGAAAAUGAAACUAUUGUUUUGGAAAAAGUCUGGGAAAAGUCUUGAAUUUUGGAUCCAAAAAUCUGUACAAACCCUGAAAGUACAAGUCCCCUAAAAAAUUCAAAUCUAUAUCUAAGUCCCUGGUACAGGAUAAUACUGAUGAUUCAAUGUCAAUAAAAAUGGACAUUCUGUUGAACCACAACAUCCAAUAGUCAGUUACUUGUUCAAGCAUUUAACAAGAAAAAUUAAACUUAAAAACGUUACUCGACAUUUAAAUGUAUCACACAUCUGAAGUUUGAAUAAAUUAGAUUGUAUUAAUUUGCGCAUUAUUCAAACUUCAGCUCUUUAAACAACUUUGAAACUCAACAUUUCUCACUCUUGAUAAUGAUGUGUGAUACAAAGAAAUUUAAAUCAGUGUUUUUAUGUUUAAUUUUUCUUCUUAAACCACAACAAUUUAAUUUCUUUCAGGCUGAACUUAUUGUUCAUAAGAAAAAGGUAGCCGAGGUGCGUAGCUGGCUUCUUGAUCAUUUGACAUUUAAAAAGGUGAGAAGAUAAUAAAACAUUUCAACUUAAUAGUUAAGGAAUAUUAUUAUCAUUGUAUACCAAAGAGCAGGGUUGUCAGAAUGUUUUGAAGAAGACGGCUUAUUUAGACGCUCUGAAAAGCUGUUUUCUGCAUUCUCCAGGCUAUUUUCUGUCCAAAAUUACCAAAAAUCGAAAGUGAAUUAUAAGGUGAAUUACCGAGUUUAGGAAGCACAUUAAAUUUAACUGUGAGUGACACAUAAACACUUGCUAUAGUUUUCAGCAGAUGUUUCUUAACCAGUCCAGGGAUAUUUUAUUUAAAAAACACCAUCUGUAAAGAAAUGCCAAGCAGAUUAGCCGGCCGGUACUAACCAACUAGGCGGCAAUUUUCGCUGGCAGCUGGCUACUUUCAACAACCCUGCAAAGAGGGAACAGAAAAAAGUCCCGUCCACUUUUCCUAGCUCUAGAAAAGUAGAUUUUCUUGCUGGGCAAUCGUUAACUUCUGCCAUUGUAACAAAGCCUACCAAUAACCCACAGAACCCUUGCUAACAGUGCCACCUGACUUAACACCUUAAAAUUGUCUUGUUUUGUUCUAGCAUUCCAGUGCCUUGUUACUCCUGACUGGACCAGCUGGAGCAGGCAAAACUGCAACUGUCCAUGUGUUAGCCAGUGAACUGGGACUUGAACUUCAGGAAUGGAUUAAUCCUGUCACUGAUACAUUUAAUGAAGGUAACUUAAUUGCUGUUUCCUGUUUGUCUUUAGCCCUUAGUGAAACCGAUAUGUGCAUGGCACAAGUUUUAUUUAGCCCGUAAAACUUAAGAUGCCACGCUAAAAUAGACAUCCAUUAAAAAGAGUUAUGAAAAUGGCAAUUUUCAUCAGUACUGUGAUAAAGACAUUGUCAUUGCUUGCUAUUUUCUUUUUAUCUUUCUUUAACUUUCUCCAUUUCAUCUCACACAGCCCUGAGCAAUAUCUCACUCUCACUGAUACCAUACUCUGCAAUAUUUAUUUGUACCCCUUUAAUGAGAUGACGACCAUCCCCCUUUUUAUAUGGGAGUCCCCCCUUCCUGGCAUUACAUCUUGUUUCUGGAAAAACCAAUCACUGCAGCGCCUUGCCCUGCUCAUGCACACUUCUUCUGUAAAGAUUAUUACAAAUACUGAAGCACCUAAAAAGCCAAAAUGGUCAAAUUUCCCAUUAUGGAAAGACAGGAUCAAAUAAAAUUUGCAGGAUACACCAGCGCAAACAGAGCCUCUUCGAUAAUCAUUGAUUUUUGUGCAUUUUGGCAGACAGUGGGUUCUCUAACUGGAGAGAAAACAGGCAGUCCCAAGUAAAGCAGUUUGAAGAUUUUAUUCUAAGAGCUAACAAGUAUCCCACCCUAUCAAUAUUUGGUGGAAAUGACAAUCUCACUGCUGUCAAGAAGAUUAUUUUAGUAGAGGUACUGUGAGGACAAACUGUUAUUUAAAUGCAUAUAACAUAUUAUUAACAGAAUUAGGCAAGCAUUUUAUCCCUUUAUUUUAUAAAUAAAUGUGCUUCAUGGAAUUUAGGCAGGUCUAAACUUAAGACAAUGCUGACCAUUGGUCUAUCACAGUGGGGUACUCUUGAGAAAUUGUGGGGGAGGGGGGGGGGUGGUGGUGGCAUACCUGUUGAAACCCUUAUUGUAUCUCAGACCAAAAUCUGUGAGUUUUUCCUACCCCAGCUAUUUUGGACCUGUAUCAAUUCUACAAGCUGAUCCCAGACAAACUAGAAAGCCAGCAAUUUCAGAACAAUUGGUGUCAAAGAGCAUACCCUUUAGGGCUAGGCAUACCUCAUAAUAUCACUUACAUAAUGUAGGAACCACCCCCACCCCAUCUUCCUUAGGAGCCUAUUGCCUAUAGGGUUGCCCUAGGCCUUGUGGCUUAAUACAGAGCCACAGGACUGUGUGUUCGACAACAAUCUUUCUUUAUUUUCAGGAUCUUCCAAAUAUUUUUUUCAGAGAGGUCUCAAGGCUGCAUGAGGUUUUAAGGUACUUGCACACGCGUUACUUUAGCUGACUGUUUUACUGAUGACAGUCUCUGAUAAUGUUUGAAUACUCUCAUGUCUGUACAUUCAAAGGCAAAUACAAAUAAGCACAAGGGCUACCAAAUCUUACAAUAGGGUUAGUAUAUCCUUUGUCAUGAUGAUUGCUAGUAAGUGGUGCAUCAUAGAGGCUGUGGAUUUCAAAAACUCAAAUCAAAUUUGUUUUUGUUAAAAGUUCCCUUGAUCAUGAUGGUCUAUAGUGGUACCUGUCCACUGCUGUAUUGUUUGAUUGUGGGAAUCCUCUACCUCUGGAUAUUUUAUAUUCAUUGGGGCUGAUGAUAAGAAAACAGCUGUCUAUAAACUUCAGAUGCCAUUGUAACUUUUAGGGACACUUGUUUAUUGUUUUCAUAAUUAUUUUCAACUUACAGCACCUACCAACAGACAGGUCGAAGCCCUGUUGUGUUCAUUAUCUCAGACAGCCAUCAUGGUGACUCGAAUGUGCAUAAGCUACUUCCUAAAGAUGUUCAGUAUAAACUGGGAAUUCACAAUAUCAGGUAUUUUUGUCCUGUCAGCUUGCUUGAGUCACCGGGUGGCAUGAGAGCUCAAAUUUUUACUGGUUUGUUACUUCUGAUUUGUUUCAAUUGUUUUUAAAAUGAUCUUAAUAUCUCACAAGUUCGAGAUUGUUUUGGAACUUUUCAGUUUCAAUCCUGUUGCACACACCAGCUUGGUGAAGACUCUGAACAGAAUAGCAUCACUAGAAUCUCAGCAGGUACAUUUUAGUACUGUAUAUUCAGUCAUAUUUUGAAGUCGAGUUUCACAACUGAGGACAUGUUAAUUUUAAAAAUUACUUUUCAUGAUUUGCUUGUGCAGAAUAAAUCAACAUUUUUGCCUCCAAGCAAGGAAACAAUUGAUCUGUUGGCUCAGAAUAGUGGAGGAGACAUCAGAACUGCCAUAAAUGGACUUCAGUUUUCCUGUUUAAAAGGUGAGAGAAAACUUUAUUACAACGUUAUUAUUUAACUGCACUUUGUAAAUUCCCCAGACUUUUGACAAUAAAUGAAAGACUGUAAACUGUCUCAAAAUGUAACAUUAUUAUUGUUGAACCAUGUAUUAAAAAGUGACUUAUCCAAUUUAGAUUUUCUUGAUGAGGUACAUGUUAAUGAACACUCAGUUAAAGUAUUGAGUUUGUAUGUAACCUAAAUUUAAGGUUCAUAUUAUUUCAACCUUGACAGAUAAAUCAUAUAGUUCAACGAAGAAGUUCAAACCAGGAAGAAAAGAGGAAAACAAACAAAAGAAUUCAAAUUCAAGAAAGUCAAAAACUGAAAAGACAAGCAAGGCCAGUCAGACAACCCAGUGUCUGGUUUAUGGACACACGGAUAGUACUGUAGAGUUGGAGACAGUCACACCCAUUGGUGGUCGAGACACAGCAUUGUUCUUGUUCAGAGCCUUAGGAAAAAUCUUAUAUUGUAAAAGUGAGUGUUUUGUAUUUAAUAGGGACAUGCCUCCAAAUGUUUUGCAAGGGCAAAAGAGGCUUUAAAAAUGUGCAAUUUAUAUAGAGAGAAAUGGGGUAGUUUGAAAUCCCCUGAACCCACUUUGUCUCGAACUUUCCUGACAGUUACUGACAUGUAUUUUGUACACACUGUUUUUUAGCCAUAACUUAUUUAAAAAUUUGAGGUGCAUAUUAUACAUUGCUCAGCAGUUGAUGUUCAUAUGCCCUUCUGUACAGUAAUAUCCUGAGUCAUCUAAGCUUGAACAAAACCGUUUAGAAACAAUUGCAAACUCAACGUAUCAAUCUACUUGUAGUGUCAAUUUUGAUUUUUUUUUCUUCUUUUCCUGUAGGAGAUCCAGCACUGUCUGAUGCAUCCCUGCUUCCCUCAAACUUAUCACACCAUGCAAGAAACCUCUUGACAUUCUCUCCUGAGGUAAUAUAAAAUCAAGUAAUAUAAAAGUAAUAUAAAAUCGUCCCUGGUGUCAAUUUGGGUGGGCUAUAAUUUGUUGUAACAAUCCAUAGAAUGAAGACUGAUGUACCUAAUGAAGGGAUCUAAUGCAGGGAGCUUGCAUUUGCUAACUGAUGAUGCAAGCUUUAAACUUUUAUUGUACCAGUAUUUAGUUAACAUCUCUUUUACCCCUGUAAGUCGCAAGAGCAACCAACAUUAAAUUUCUUCCAACAAUAUCUAUGCAUAAUCUACAGAAAAGGUUUUGAGAAUUGACGAAUUGAUCACCUAAUUAGGGGAAGAAAAUUUUCUAUAUUGAUCUUUAAAGAAAUCUAUUGAUCGAGAUCAGUGUGGAGAAUUUGUAUGUUGACAUUGGGGCCUUAACAAAGGGUUAACACCUACUUUGUUCAACUUGUUUGUUUGAAGUUAAUUUUUCUUUUGCUCUAUCUAGGACAUUUUGGAGAGGACUCAUCUUACAAGUGACAUGUUUAAUCUGUACCUUCAUCAAAAUUAUUUGGAAUUUUUUUCUGAUAUGGAUGAUUUGGUAGGUGCAAACUUAUACAGUCAUAUACAAGACACUUGCUUUUCUUUUCAAUGGAGUGUUAUUCGUGGUAGUUAUGGUGACAUUACCAGACUACUGACUAAUAUAAUGGUAGAAAGGCACUUCUGUUUUCUUCGUUUUCUUUUCAGGCAAGUGUUUGUGAACAUUUCAGUGGUGCAGACUUUAUGAUGAAGGAAUGGAUGGUAAUGUUCUUCAGACUUUACCCAGUACCCCACACCCCUCCAUCCCCAAACAAACUCCCUGCCUCCCAGCUAUCUCCCCAAACCUGACGACAUUUGAUUAAAACUUUUUGUUUUAAAAUGUUAUCAAUAAAUAAUUGAAAAUGACUGCCUUGGGCAUUUAUUUAUUGGCUAAUUUUUUUAUUUAUUUUUUUUUUCAUUUCAUCACAGCAUCAGUCAUCAAUGAGGGAAUACAGCUCGUGUCUGGUGGCACGAGGGUUAAUAUUUAACAAAAGCAAAACCAGCGGGGUAGGGAGAGGAUGGAGACCACUUCACAAACCACAGUGGUUUGAAAUAAGCAAAAAGGUAACCUUACUUAACUAUCAACACCCUAGAAAUGCAUGUCUUGUGUUAUUAUCUCUUUUGAAGUCCAUGUAAAGCCAUGGCAAAAUUGUAGAAAAAUUGUUCAAAGUGAACAUAAUGAAAAUCAUAGUAGAAGGGGAUCAAUAUUACUUUUUAUCUUGUCUUUGAUUUAAUUUUAGAUGCGUGAUAGUAAGAACACUGCAAGGGAUUUGUUUAGAGGUAAAAUCAAAAUAUAUUUACCAGAAUUUUUCAGCAUGUUUCUUUUCUUGAGCUUUGAAAUGGGCACAUACUGUCAAGCAAAAAAAUCAAGGGUGUCUUUGGGUGCGUUUACACUACAGAAAAAUGUGGUAAGGGCCCUCCAAUACUUAGUACAAUACCGACAAAUUUUGGAAAGAAAUAUCGGAGUUUCCACAGGGCCAUGGGUACCUAUGGCCUCGACUGGUCCAGACCAUGUUUAACCAUGUGUAAACGCACUUUUCAUCACUUUAUGGAGAUGUAGUUGGUAACAAAGUAUCACAAACACCUACCUGUAAUGUCAGCAUUUCCCACUGUACUGUCGUGAUGCCUCACACUUUAGCCUCUACAGCAUGUCUCCCUGGGAGGAGGAGACUAGAAGUGUAGGGAUAUCAUUUACACUGUUCAAUCUUGGAUAUGGUAAUUAAAACAAUAUAAGACACAUCCCUUGGUCUCCAAUAGAAUAGGGUAUCAUUACAUCUUAUGGGAAACUGAUCAGUGGUAUGGGUUUAGUUGGCCCAAAAUUACAGUCUAACACAGUCUGAUAUAGAUUAAGGGUUCCAGGAUCCCCCCCCACUGGGAUCUGUUCAACUCAUCAAGCUUCGCAUCUUAUUUUUUUUUAAGUGCCCCCACCUCACGCAGCACCUUCCUCUUUGCCCAAAUCCUCUAACCACAAAUGGGGAGGAGUCUGCCAAACACCUAGCACUUCACACCACUCAGGGACACAGGAUUUGGAGUAUUAACCUUCACCUAAACAUUUCAAUCUAGUUAUCUAACCUUGUCCACCAAUAUAUUGAUGGAUCAGGUGAUGAAAAAAAGCCUUUACAAUGUUUUGCCUUUUUAGGUUACCACUGGCCAUCCACAGUUCUUCAGACAGAGAUUCUUCCAUAUUUAGCUAUUACUGAUGUGCCACUCAGAACUCCUGGUAAGUAAUUACUUAAAAAUAUUUUUGCACACAUAUCUAAUGUUGAUUUGAUAUUUAAAUAUAUGAUAUUUGAUAUUUAAAUAUGUCCUUUUUUGUGUAUUUUAGGACAGAUUUCUUUCCUUCAAGUUAUUGGCAAUUUCACGAAAUCUAAGUCCCCAUUCAGGUUAGCUUUAUAA
Porites lobata is the source of this 9231-nucleotide messenger RNA. The record is from the annotation of a GenBank genome assembly. Lineage: Eukaryota; Metazoa; Cnidaria; Anthozoa; Scleractinia; Poritidae.